AGUGAAGAUGUAGACACCGCUUUAUUCCAGUCAUCAGUUGUACGAGUUUCUCGUUGAUCUACAGUUACCAACAGUAACCUAGCUACUCUGCUACAGUUAUCGAGAUACUUGUUACCCAGCAACCUGCUACAGUUACCAACGGUUACAAAGGUGCAGUCAACAAGUAACGGUUACAUAGCUUCAUGGUUGCCUAGAUACAGUUCCCCACUACCUAGCAACUCAGCUGUAAUCACCUAGCAACUCAGCUACAUUAACCUAGCAACUCAGCUACAAUCACCAACCACCCCCAUCACCAUGAUCCUUGCAUCCAGCGUGUACACCACUAAACGCAACAGAGCCCGUAAAAGAACUCGCUUCAGCCUCGCAAUGGGAGAAGUCUACAAGGGAAACUACAGAUAUCUCCAUCCGGAUAAAUCCCUCUCAACUAAAUCUCCCUCCAACGUAGUCGGAGCAAUACAAGUACCAGGCUCACCUGUUACUGCGGAGAAGAGACACAGUUUCCAUGGUACCAGACGGCCUAGCACGUGUACUACUAUAUUUGAGGAUGCAGCCUGGGUGGAUGAUGAUGAGACGCAGGAGGCCGGGUUGGGGGAGGACUCUUUCGAGGGACUACUCAACAAUAUAGGGGCGCGGCGCAUGAACGCAAACUCGAACAACAGGAAAAAGUGUGGCAACAAUUUGACAAUUGGUGGACGGCCAGAUUUCGAUCACAAGGUUCCUGCUAAUUCACUGGAUGGGUUGAAGGACCACAAUGAUCACCAGUCCACGUGGGUAAAUAUAAACGUGGCGGGAGCCACUUUCAUCUUAAAACGGGAUCUACUCAGACAACACCCCAACACCCUGCUAGGUUCAGAUAAUAUAAAGCGAUACUACCGACAAGACCUAUCAGCUUAUUAUUUUGACAGAAACAGAGAGGCUUUCGACGCUAUUGUCAGUUACUAUUUAUCAGAUGGACAGAUCCCCUACUUAUGUGACACGUUAGACGAAGGUUUGGUGACGCGGGAGUUUGAGUACUUCAAGAUACCACUUACCCCCCGGGAAUUUGAACCAGUUCCCUCCCCAGCUGUUGAGGAAAUCAGAGAUAACACAAGUUUAGGGCAAUGGAAAGCGAAGAUUGAUAGUCUUAUAAACGUGCCAGAGUCAUCACGAUGUGCUUCACUUUAUGCAAUCAUAGAUUGCUUCUUUAUCUUAGUCUCUAUAUCUUUUUUAGUUCUCGAAACAGAAGGAAAAGUAAAAGACUAUUUCAUAAACCCUCAGAACAAAUAUUACUACCAUCUAUUUGGUAUUAAUGCCUUUAUCAUGGCAUUCUUUACUGCAGAUUAUAUGGCACGAUUGUGGUCAGCGCAGAGUAAAAAUGCAUUUUUAAAGCAGAUAUUACCCUGGAUGGAUCUAUUAUCAAUACUACCGUUUUACAUGGAAUUAGCUAUAAUGGCAUACCAUGGGCCACAGGGAUUGCAUAUCGGUUUAAACACUAAAGAGGCCGCAGCGGGGUCGGCGGAGCAGCAGGGCUCAGGGGGAUGGUAUGUGGUUCUCAGAGUCUGUAGGGUUUUCAGAGUCAUACGAGUCUUCAAACUUGCGAGACGGUCAGAAAAUUUACUAAUUCUACUAAAAGCAGUUGGGAACACCAGUACAGAACUGUUCGUCCUAUUCGUAAUGGUAUUUAUGGUAGUAUUAAUGUUUGGAAGUAUAAUGUACACGGUGGAGAAGACCACUAGUGUAAACGGUACAACUAAGUUCACCUCUAUAAUGUCUGGUUGUUGGUGGAGUGUAAUCACCGUCACCACUGUCGGGUACGGCGACAUGUACCCGGAGACGCCACUGGGUAUGGUGUUGGGGACGGUGGCCCUCAUGCUGGGUUUAGUACUGAUGGCCCUACCCGUCACCAUCAUUGUCGCCAAAUUCUCGGACGAGUACGAACGCAGCAAGACCUAACCUAGCGUACGGAGACAUGUUUCCGGAGUCCUCUCUGGGGAUGGUGUUCGGAACACUGGCCCUCUUAGCAGGUCUCAUAGUCCUAGCUCUCCCUGUUACAGUCAUCGUAGCUAAAUUCUCGGAUGAGUACGAGAAGUCUAAGAUGGAAAAGAGAUCAAAAGAUCGGUACAGAUAACGUUUUGGUGCGUGGUGUGACGUCAUGUCACGUUGUGUGACGUCAUUUCACCUGGUGUGACAUUAUGUCACGUGGUAUGACUUCACUUUACGUCAGCGUGAUGUCACAUCGCACAUCCUCGUGGGUCGGAACAGAUUUAACUUGUGCUGUACAAGAAUCAAAAAUAAGACUGUGCAGAUUUGAUGGAUUCAUUUAAGGUUUUCUUCAAAUCAGUGGUAGGUGUAGAAUAAUGUGAGCGCAACAUUUCGUUUGUCUGGAACAGUUCAGAAAGUCCACUAAAUGUCAACUUCAUAGUAAGCUCAUAAUUGUAAUACAAUGGUAUAUUACAAUUGUAAUUGUAAUGGAUAUUGAACUUUGCAGGAAUCAAAACAAUUAAUAAAUAUUCAUCACUUUGCUGUUUAAGGGAUAUGAAAGUUCAUGUGUUGCAUUCCUUAUGUUACCUGAUUU
Messenger RNA from Bolinopsis microptera, 2554 nucleotides. Its product is annotated as potassium voltage-gated channel subfamily A member 1-like. The transcript has 14 exons. Lineage: Eukaryota; Metazoa; Ctenophora; Tentaculata; Lobata; Bolinopsidae. Gene Ontology annotation, biological process: potassium ion transmembrane transport; protein homooligomerization. Gene Ontology annotation, cellular component: voltage-gated potassium channel complex; membrane. Gene Ontology annotation, molecular function: voltage-gated potassium channel activity. The record is from RefSeq and is a predicted model, not a curated record. Bases 295 to 1932 code for a protein of 545 amino acids.